AUGGUCCUACUGGCCGACGAUGAGGAAGGAUAUCAACACAUAUACCAGCACAUUCAAAAUGUUCAGCCACAGCAGGGGUGGCCACGCGAGCUGCUGCAGCUCAUUGACAGUUUCCUCACUGAACGCAGAGCUCAGGUCCUGCUGGAGGGGACCACCACAGCAGCACAUCAGAUGCAAUGUGGCACGCCACAGGGGUCUCCUUUGUCACCAAUACUGUUCCUUCUGUGCCUGGCAGAGCUGCUGUGGCAAAACUCGGAGUUGCACUUUGGCUAUGCGGAUGAUCUGAACAUCUGGCGGGCGACCCACUCACUUGACAACAAUGCCACCCUUCUCAGACAGGAUAUACAGAGUAUUCUGAGGUGGGGGGAGAUAAACAAGGUGGCCUUCGCACCAGAGAAACUUGAGAUGAUCCAUCUUACAAGAAAGCGACACAAUGAGGCACCAGCAGUAGUUGUGUCUGAGGACCUCACUGUUCACCCUGUUACUGCCCCAGCUGGACAGGAGCCAGCACUUCGCUGGCUGGGUGUACACUUCGACAGAAGGCUCACCUGGAGACCACAUGUCUCCACCCGGGCAAAGAAGGCAAGGGCCGUGGCCCAGCACAUCCGGAGUCUGGGAAAGACCAGAGACGGGCCCCCAGCAGACGCUCUGCGGAAGGCGGUCACCACCUGCGUGGUUCCCUCACUGCUCUAUGGCACAGAGGCCUGGUACGGCGGCCGCACGCAGCCAGCAAGGCACACGGGCAGGAGUGGGGAGGUUAGCUCCCGCCUGGGAUGGCAUGUGGGGACAGUUGAGAAGGUGCUUACUAUGGCAGCCAGAGGGGUCCUCCCAGUUUUCCGUACAACGCCCAUCGCUACCCUAUACCGGGAUGCUGGGCUCCCAUCAGCAAUGGUAGCUCUGGAGGAGGCCAAAAUGCGAUUCGCGACAAGGCUUCAGGUGGUGGAUGAGAAGCACCCACUGGCUUCACGGAUAGCACCUCCAAUGAUCACACGAGGAAGAGGGGCUGGAACCCGGCAGCGCUCAAAGACCAAGAUCCAGCGGUUGGGGGCGCUGCUACCUGCAGUCAAUAGACCCACACUUGCCAUCCCACACUACUCAGAGGGAUGCGGGACAGACCCCACAGAGGGUGUAGACAAAAAGAGUGCUGCUCAGGCAUUCAAGGAAUGGUGGAGAAGUCAACCCUCAACAGAUCUAUAUGUUUUCUCAGAUGGAUCAGAACGGAGCCUUGACAACAGCAGGCAGGUGGGCUAUGGCUUCAUAGUCUAUCAGGGAAAUAAACAGCUGGCCAGCUUCUCAGCUGCGCUGAGCCCUAUGUCACAUGUCUUCGACGCUGAGGCAGUUGGUGCCUGCUGGGCAUUAGAGUGCGCCGUGAAGCUCCUACCUUGUGUCACAGAGGACAGCAGCAACCCUCAGAUCUGGCUCUGCCUCGACAACACCUCAGUCAUCUGGGGCAUACGGGGCAGUGCAGCAGCCUCCUCAAACUGGGCCUACAACCGCUGCCAUGAGCUCCUCAGACAGCACAAUGUCGGCCUGAAAUGGGCUCCUGGGCAUAUGGGGAUAGAGGGCAAUGAGGAAGCAGACCGCUUGGCUAAGCGGGCAGUCUCAUCCACUGCAGCCCCAGCCUAUGGUCUCGAGGCCACACCCACAGUCAGUGGGGUCCGCACAGUGGCCAAGCAGCUCAGCCAAGAGGCAAGGCGAAAGUGGUGGAGUGGAGCCUGUGGCAAGCUCUCUGACUGGUGCCGGGGCUGGAGUUUCAGCAGGCCGACUGUGGAGUACCAAGUGAAGGCCCCUCCGGAGCUCACCAUGCCACGGCAUGCCCUUCACCGCUGGCUCGCACUCCGCUCCUCUCAUGGGGACUUCUCCUGGUACCACAGGCGUUUCCAGCAUGCAGAUGCGAGGCUCACCUGUGUCUGUGGACACAACAAGAGCCCAGAACAUUUGGUGCUCUGUCGACACUCACAGAGGCACUUUCUUCACUGGCCCAAGAGGCCAGCAGCACGGCCACACAACCGGGCGACAGCUGUUGCCUAUCUAGGGUCUCUGACCCCUACAGACUUUGUAGAACUGCUGGACUGCACGCAGUUCUACACACGGUACUGCACAAGCAGUUCCACGAGGCCGGCCUGCUGA
Molecule: messenger RNA, 2130 nt
Organism: Histoplasma mississippiense
Lineage: Eukaryota; Fungi; Ascomycota; Eurotiomycetes; Onygenales; Ajellomycetaceae
Exons: 4
Coding region: 1-2130 (709 amino acids)
Molecular function (GO): RNA-DNA hybrid ribonuclease activity; nucleic acid binding
Source: RefSeq, a predicted model, not a curated record